Necator americanus (New World hookworm) is the source of this 1104-nucleotide messenger RNA. RefSeq lists its product as uncharacterized. Bases 1 to 1104 code for a protein of 367 amino acids. Gene Ontology annotation, molecular function: protein serine/threonine kinase activator activity. The record is from RefSeq and is a predicted model, not a curated record. Gene Ontology annotation, biological process: regulation of cell cycle phase transition; positive regulation of nuclear cell cycle DNA replication. The transcript is spliced from 9 exons. Gene Ontology annotation, cellular component: Dbf4-dependent protein kinase complex. NCBI's taxonomy places the organism in Eukaryota, Metazoa, Nematoda, Chromadorea, Rhabditida, Ancylostomatidae.
AUGGCGGGAGAGGCCCGUAGCCGGGUACUGGCUCAUGGGUUUCGACGCACAACGUCAAAUCGUUCGUUAGCCUCUUUACCAUUAUCUCAUGCCUCAACGUCAUCAGUUCUUAAAUCAGAAAUGGUCACGAAUCCUUAUCCUUUGAAGGGUCGUGAAGUAGUGUUGGACUUGGAAAAUAGGAAACAGUAUGAAGAGCUUCGGAUAGAUAUCAAAAAGCUCGGCGGUAAGAUCGUUGAAAUGAUCAACGAAGAGCGCCUACCUUUUGUUGUUAUAUCUGACCAUCCUAUGGCUGCUUGGUUGGAAGGAAUGAAGGGGACCUACAAGGAAAAAGAUGAGCGGAUAAAGAAAUUACCGAUGCUCCUCAAGGAUGCGGUUCAAAAUCGUGUGAAAGUGCGCUCACUGAAGACCUUCCAAGAACAGUUCUCCCGUUUUAAAGCACGAAUAAAUGUAGCAAAGUCUUUAUCAAAAGCUCCUCAAAAGCGGUUACCUACUAAGGUUGACGAGAAAGAUAAGCGUGUUCGAUUAUUACGGAAACCUUUCAUUAAAUGGCAGGACGAGCAGCGACGUUAUGCUCCGACAUACAAGGAGUGCCCAACUCCGAGGUGGACAACUGUAUACCUUGGAGCUGCUGCUGGAAACUGUGUAUUUCGACGAGUUACCGCAGAACAAUUGGAGAGGAGGAAACGGCGAGAAAACCAAGCUGCUAUAUCUCCUGAAAACUCAGAUCCUCCUAGCUCAGCUGGAAGAGAGAAAGAAAAGGAAAGAAGUGGAAAAUCUGGAAAGGACUGGAAGACUAAUCGAACUGUAAGAACACCUACGAAUAAAUUCUGUGAUCUAUGUGGACGGGGAUUCGAGGAUAUGGAACAGCACUAUGAAUCUAAAGAACAUGCAACAACAGCUACAAGACCCGGUGUAUACGACGAGGUUGAUAUGUGUAUUGGAGCAGUCGUAGACUAUGUUAUUUGCCCAGCCGCUCCACCUGUUGUACGAUUACCUGAAAUCAUCCCAGAAGAAGAUGAACCCCGGUAUCCAACAGAUGGUACGUGGGAUUACGAGUACAGUGAAGGCAACUACGAGUGUACGUUGUUAAAUAAGAAGUCAUAG